UCAUCCAUAUCUGUUUAUCUGUGGACUUUGCAUUGGUAAGUUUUCUCCUCGUGAAAGCUGACCAAAACAAAAUAACUCCUAGUUUGGAGUAGAUGUCAGGAUGGGGAACUCUUCACUCGGUGUGCUGAUCUUGUUGUUGUGGAAAAUUCUCCUUUGCUGUGGACAAGCUCCUGCUCCCAUGCUAAACAUUGACCCCAAUUGGUCGACCUUUUAUACUGGAGAAUCUGUUACCUUCAGAUGUGACAUGAACGAGGGAAAAGACAAUGACUGGGAAUACCAAAUCAGGAAUGUUCAACAACAAGUCAUAUAUAGCUUAGAUAAAAGCUUCAUAUUAGAACAUCUAUAUACAGGUCGUAGUGGUGAAUACCAGUGCUGUGGUCGCAGGAGAGAGUCACAUAGCAUAAAGUGCAGUAAUUCUGUCCUUAUCACUGUUUUAGAUGCACCCAGAGCCUCACUCACAGCAGGUUCAACAACCAUACCAGUAGGAGGCAGUGUGACCCUGAGCUGCUCUAUGGGACCCUCUGCUGGAUGGAAAUACAGAUGGUUCAGACAAACCUCAGGCCCAUCUUAUGUUUUAGUCAGAUCAGAUAAUGAAGAAAACAAAGAUAUCGCUAUCACAAAAGGAGGACUCUACCAGUGUGCGGGUAUAAGAGGAAACCCAAACUUCUAUUACAGUGACUGGGUCACUAUUCAGAUAACCAUUUCCAACAAGGUUUUUGUGACACGACAACCAAAUUGGCCUCAGAUCUUCAGUGGUGAGACGAUCACGCUGACAUGUGAGGUCCAGGGUGGAGAAACCACUAAGUGGAUGUAUGAAUGGAGGAGAUCUGGGUCAGUUCUACACAAGACAAACAGUAAAGACUGGACCUUCAGAGUUUCUGAGUCCAGCAGUGGAGACUACAUGUGUCAAUGUAGACUCAGAGAUGACUGGUAUUCUUCAACACAGUGGAGUGAAAGCAUCACACUGUCAGUAUCAGCAUAUAGACCCAGAGCUACACUGACAGCAGGUUCUACAACCAUACCAGUAGGGGGCAGUGUGACCCUGAGCUGCUCUGUGGAGACCUCUGCUGGAUGGAAAUACAGAUGGUUCAGAAGGACCUCAGACAUCUCUGAAGUCAGAAUAGAUAAUGAAGAAAACAGAGAUAUCUCUGUGACACAAGGAGGAAUCUACAGGUGUGAUGGAGUGAGAGGAAACCCAGACUUCUACACAGAAAUAAGUAAUGAAGAAACAAUUGAAAUAAAGUUUUCCAACAAGGUUUUUGUGACACAACAACCAAACCUGCCUCAGAUCUUCAGAGGUGAGACGAUCACUCUGGCAUGUGAGGUCCAGGGAGGAGAAACCACUGAGUGGACGUAUGAAUGGAGGAGAUCUCGGACAGUUCUACACGGGACAAACAGUAAAGACUGGACCUUCAGAGUUUCUGAGUCCAGCAGUGGAGACUACAUGUGUCAAUGUAGACGCAGAGAUGACUGGUAUUCUUCAACACAGUGGAGUGAAAGCAUCACACUGUCAGUAUCAGCAGAUAAACCCAGAGCUACACUGACCGCAGGUUCAACAACCAUACCAGUAGGGGGCAGUGUGACCCUGAGCUGCUCUGUGGAGACCUCUGCUGGAUGGAAAUACAGAUGGUUCAGAAGGACCUCAGACAUCUCUGAAGUCAGAAUAGAUAAUGAAGAAAACAGAGAUAUCUCUGUGACACAAGGAGGAAUCUACAGGUGUGAUGGAGUGAGAGGAAACCCAGACUUCUACACAGAAAUAAGUAAUGAUGAAACUAUUGAAAUAAAGUUUUCCAACAAGGUUUUUGUGACACAACAACCAAACCUGCCUCAGAUCUUCAGAGGUGAGAUGAUCACUCUGACAUGUGAGGUCCAGGGAGGAGAAACCACUGAGUGGACGUAUAAAUGGAAGAGAUCUGGGACAGUUCUACACGGGACAAACAGUAAAGACUGGACCUUCAGAGUUUCUGAGUCCAGCAGUGGAGACUACAUGUGUCAAUGUAGACUCAGAGAUGACUGGUAUUCUUCAACACAGUGGAGUGAAAGCAUCACACUGUCAGUAUCAGCAGAUAAACCGAGAGCCUCACUGACAGCAGAGGAAACAAUCAUACCAGCAGGGGGCAGUGUAGCUCUGAGCUGCUCUGUGUUCAGAUCUACUGACUGGAGGUUUGAUUGGUUCAGGCAGGAGUCAGAGUCUUCUACAGCUCAGCCAAUAAGAACCAAUGAACCAGGUGUAGUCCUCAGAGUCUCAGAGGGAGGUGUUUACAGCUGCAGAGGAGGAAGAGGAGAUCCAGUUGUCUACACUGAAACCAGCAAUAAAGUCUCCAUUCAGAAAACUGUUUCUAACAGGGCAUCAGUGACUCUACAACCCAGCUGGUCUCAGAUAUUCAGAGGAGAGAGAGUCACUCUGAGAUGUGAGAUCCAGGGAGGUGGAGGAGCUCAGUGGACGUAUGAAUGGAGACCAACCAACAGAAACUCUCCAUCAUCCAGUGAAUACAGGAUCAUCAUAGCUGCCAGUGGCAGAUACAGCUGCAGAGGAACAAGAAACUAUCUGUUAACACGAUGGAGUGAUGAUCUCUCUUUAACUGUUUCAGAAAAACCGAGAGCCUCACUGACAGCAGAGGAAACAAUCAUACCAGCAGGGGGCAGUGUAGCUCUGAGCUGCUCUGUGGACAGAUCUACUGACUGGAAGUUUGAUUGGUUCAGACAGGAGUCAGAGUCUUCUACAGCUCAGCCAAUAAGAACCAAUGAACCAGGUGGAGUCCUCUUCAUCUCAGAGAAAGGUGUUUACAGCUGCAGAGGAGGAAGAGGAGAUCCAGUUUUCUACACUGAAACCAGCAAUAAAGUCUCCAUUCAGAAAACUGUUUCUAACAGGGCAUCAGUGACUCUACAACCCAGCUGGUCUCAGAUAUACAGAGGAGAGAGAGUCACUCUGAGAUGUGAGAUCCAGGGAGGUGGAGGAGCUCAGUGGACGUAUGAAUGGAGACCAACCAACAGAAACUCUCCAUCAUCCAGUAAAUACAGGAUCAUCAUAGCUGCCAGUGGCAGAUACAGCUGCAGAGGAACAAGAAACUAUCUGUUAACACAAUGGAGUGAUAAUCUGUAUUUAACUGUUUCAGAAAAACCGAGAGCCUCACUGACAGCAGAGGAAACAAUCAUACCAGCAGGGGGCAGUGUAGCUCUGAGCUGCUCUGUGUUCAGAUCUACUGACUGGAAGUUUGAUUGGUUCAGACAGGAGUCAGAGUCUUCUACAGCUCAGCCAAUAAGAACCAAUGAACCAGGUGGAGUACUCUUCAUCUCAGAGGAAGGUGUUUACAGCUGCAGAGGAAGAAGAGGAGAUCCAGUUUUCUACACUGAAACCAGCAAUAAAAUCUCCAUUCAGAAAACUGUUUCUAACAGGGCAUCAGUGACUCUACAACCCAGCUGGUCUCAGAUAUACAGAGGAGAGAGAGUCACUCUGAGAUGUGAGAUCCAGGGAGGUGGAGGAGCUCAGUGGACGUAUGAAUGGAGACCAAACAACAGAAACUCUCCAUCAUCCAGUGAAUACAGGAUCAUCAUAGCUGCCAGUGGCAGAUACAGCUGCAGAGGAACAAGAAACUAUCUGUUAACACAAUGGAGUGAUGAUUUCUCUUUAACUGUUUCAGAAAAACCGAGAGCCUCACUGACAGCAGAGGAAACAAUCAUACCAGCAGGGGGCAGUGUAGCUCUGAGCUGCUCUGUGUUCAGAUCUACUGACUGGAAGUUUGAUUGGUUCAGACGGGAGUCAGAGUCUUCUACAGCUCAGCCAAUAAGAAGCAAUGAACCAGGUGGAGUCCUCUUCAUCUCAGAGGGAGGUGUUUACAGCUGCAGAGGAGGAAGAGGAGAUCCAGUUUUCUACACUGAAACCAGCAAUAAAGUCUCCAUUCAGAAAACUGAGAAACUUGUUCCUGUCCUCUCUGUGUCUCCAUCAUGGCUGAGUCCUGGAGCCUCAGUGACUCUGAGCUGUGAGGUUGAACCUCAGUCUGCAGGAUGGAGGUUCUUCUGGUAUAAAGCUGUUCCUGAAUUAUCAGUCAGAUCUUACAGCUUUGAGCUGCUGCCUAACAUCACCAACAGAACUGAACAGAACUCCUACAUCGUUCAUGAACAAACUCAUACAGCAGGAUAUGUGUGCAGAGCAGGAAGAGGAGAACCAGUGGAUUAUACUGGUUACAGUGAACCAAAGUUUGUCUGGUCUGAAGAUCCUCAUCCAGCAGCUUCUCUCUCAGUGAGUCCUGACAGAGUUCAACACUUCAGCUCUGAUUCAGUGUCUCUGAGCUGUGAGGGAAAAUCUGCUGAAUGGAGAGUCUGGAGGUUUACAGAAACAGAUCCACUGUCAGUCUGCUCCAUCUGGGGGAACAUGAGUAGAUCUACAUGUACCAUCAACCCAGACUGGGUUCAUAGUGGAGUGUACUGGUGUGAAUCUGGAUCAGGAGAGUUCAGCAAUGCUGUCAACAUCACUGUACAGAAACAUAUUAAUGGUCCUAUCCUGGUGAGCCCCGUCCAUCCUGUGACUGAGGGAGAUCCUGUUACUCUGAGCUGCAGAGAUAAAGAACUAAAACUACUCUCCAACGUGUUUUUCUAUCACAAUAACAAACUCCUCCACAAUGACAGCAGAGAGGAGCUGAAGAUCUCUGCAGUGUCAAAGUCAGAUGAAGGUUUCUACAAGUGUAAACAUUCAGGAAAGGAGUCACUACAGAGCUGGAUGUCAGUUAGAGUAACUGUGUCCAGUCCUGUCAGCUCUCUUGUGAUGUUGAUUGUUGGACCAUUUAUUGGAAUAAUUCUCAUUAUUCUCCUGGUCUUGUUGUGGCGCUACAGACGGUCCAAAGAUCUGUUCUGCAUCAGAUCAAAGGCCUCAGAGAGCAACAGUCAGAGCUCCACCACAAACCAGACUGAAAAUCGUGAAUACAGCUCCUUUCUUCAGGCAGCAGAUGAACCUGGAGAUGUUACAUACGGUCUCAUUGAAAUGAAAUCCUUUGGGAAACAGAGGAGACAUCCUGGACCAGAGGAGGGCGCUAUUUACUCUGAAGUGAAACUAGGAGCUGCAGGCUCCACUCCGAUGUCUGCCUGAAGAGAAAGCCAACAAAAAGAGAUAAGGGUAAAGGAAAGCGGAGUCCUGCAGCAGCGGAUGCAGCAGUUUAUUCUGAAAUCAGAUCAGUACCAGCUCUGAGGGACAAUGCUGCCAUGUAGGCUGCAGGAUCUGAUGGUUUAUUCUGCAAUUUAUUACAUGAGUUACUCUCUUAAGUCCAAAACCCCAGUAUUGGGGGGAAGAAUUUAACUUUUUUUACUACUUUCAUUUCUGUAAGUUCCCUUAGUUAAACAUAAACAUGUGUGGUAUCCACAGAAAUGUUAGAAUCUUGGCUAAAAGCUGAUAUAAAUUAUUUCUACAAACACAGUUAAAACUACAAACAAUUGAAUCAGAAACUAAACAAAUCCCACUAAAUGGCUUCACCACAAAACUCAGUCUCAGCUGUUCACCACACGGCUUCUACACACACAACAAAACACGUUCUAAAAAUAUAAGUGUUACAAUCCACCCUGAAUUUACUCAAACAGCAGCAAAGGAAGACCAGAAUUAUCACUUGGGUUUGACAAUAAUAAUUAUUCACAUGAUGGUUAUUUAAAUGAUUUAAAUAUAGUUGGAUCUGAAUUUAUUGAAUCAAUUAAUUGGACCUGUUCUGUUUAUUGCCCUCUGACCUCUGAUACUACAAUUUCGUUGAAUUUUAUGCUGUGUGACAAAAUGAAACACAUACAUGUGUAAAAUAUGUGAUAUUUUGUAUCUGGUUGCUGUGCUCCUCUUGAAAAUAGCCAAAUAUUUACUUAUAUUUUUAAAAGAACCAUAUAUAUAUAUAUAUAUAUAUGCUUUGUGAGUUUUACAUUUAUAUUUAUUUAAAUUUACUCGUCGUCGUCCUCUUCCGCUUA
Messenger RNA from Girardinichthys multiradiatus, 5934 nucleotides. Its product is annotated as sialoadhesin-like. Gene Ontology annotation, biological process: cell surface receptor signaling pathway. Bases 101 to 5083 code for a protein of 1660 amino acids. Gene Ontology annotation, molecular function: transmembrane signaling receptor activity. The record is from RefSeq and is a predicted model, not a curated record. Lineage: Eukaryota; Metazoa; Chordata; Actinopteri; Cyprinodontiformes; Goodeidae. The transcript is spliced from 26 exons.